Messenger RNA from Phytophthora nicotianae INRA-310, 852 nucleotides. RefSeq lists its product as hypothetical. The record is from RefSeq and is a predicted model, not a curated record. Lineage: Eukaryota; Oomycota; Peronosporomycetes; Peronosporales; Peronosporaceae. Bases 1 to 507 code for a protein of 168 amino acids. The transcript is spliced from 3 exons.
AUGGGUUGCUCGGUGACGGGCUGCCAGGAAGGUGAUGAACUUAAAACAGAUCCGUGCACCGUGUGCGGAAAGCUCGUACACCACAUGUGCGCUAUUGCAGUCUUCGAAGGCGCAGAGUCAGCACUGAACGAGAGUUGGGAGGAGGCUCUGUGUAACAAGACGCAUGCCAGCAACGCGAAGGACCAUGCUAAGUUGAAGCACGCGGACCACCCGCUGGCAAUUUUGGCGGACCAGAACCUGACAAGAGGCACCGGUGGCGCUGUUGCAUCGACUACCCCGUCUCCUGGAGCUACUACUGGAGCUACUACUUCUGGUGAAUCAGGUUCGCGCUUCUUUCGAGCCACCGAGAAAACGCUAAACGUCCUCAUCUCGAAGUUUCUGGUCUCUCAAGGGUUACCAUACACCCUCUGCGCAUCUGAGCCUUUUAAGGACGUCAUCCAUGCUGCUACUGGCAACCCUUCAUUUGCAGUUCUGGGUCGCGACAAGCAUGAUCGGCUUUUAAACUGACAAUUUCAGUUGUUUUGCGAGCUUGUAGGAGCAGUACUAUCUACGGAGUAUGAGAAUGCCUGCCAACUCAAGUACCUCAAUCUUAUGCACGACAUUUGGACUUCCAGUGGAAAAGAGAGUAUUGUUGGUGCGUCUGUCGCCUUCAUCGACAGUUCCUGGAGGUUCAGAUUUAUUGCGGUGCUUGCCUGUGUAAAAAAUGACGGGCACAAUGCGCCCAGCGUCGCGAAGGUCAUUGAGAGUACUAUCCAGACAAGGUACAAUGUCGACAUCCGGCGCAUGACUCGAUUCACCAUGUCCGACACGACUCCUUCUGCAAAAAAAUGUUGCCGAUCGCAUCGAUACAGA